AUGCCACUCUGCCUCAGUUCUCUGCCCUUGGACGAUCAGGCUCCUGAUUCCCAAGCUCUCUACACAAUUUUCAUGCCUGAAGCACAACCCCCUGUUGGCAAUGUAUGUGGCCUCUACUACAAACUACCUGGUUCUGCUCAUCCCAUCAGUAUGAAAUCCAAUAUCAUUUGCAAGUGCUCUCGACAUGACACUUGUGUGCAGGGUUCCUCCCUUACCGACCCUCCAAGGGCUUCCAACACACCAGGCACUCUCUCUGAGACACCUUCUCAAACCCAGACACCACCUGCAUCUCCAGGCAUCUCAUGCCAUCCUAUGCCAUUGCCAUCACCAAUUUUGGCACCAGACAAAUUGGGUGCCGUCCAGUUUGACUGGCAUGCUGCAUCCAACCAGAACAGUUCCCCUUCCUCUGCUUUGAACAACUCAACUUAUGAAAAAUUCAUGGUUUUGUACGAAAAACUUCAUACUCAAACCCAUUAUCACCCAUGUGUCCCCCAUUAUCGCAUCUUCCCCAUGGACUUCUGCUCUCCUCCAUUGUUGUCACCAAUGGAAGCUUCUUCAUAA
Molecule: messenger RNA, 561 nt
Organism: Suillus paluster
Lineage: Eukaryota; Fungi; Basidiomycota; Agaricomycetes; Boletales; Suillaceae
Exons: 5
Coding region: 1-561 (186 amino acids)
Biological process (GO): regulation of DNA-templated transcription
Molecular function (GO): sequence-specific DNA binding
Source: RefSeq, a predicted model, not a curated record